Messenger RNA from Danio aesculapii, 3012 nucleotides. It is a transcript of the gene pde5aa, whose product is annotated as phosphodiesterase 5A, cGMP-specific, a. Gene Ontology annotation, molecular function: metal ion binding; 3',5'-cyclic-GMP phosphodiesterase activity; protein binding. Bases 4 to 2778 code for a protein of 924 amino acids. Lineage: Eukaryota; Metazoa; Chordata; Actinopteri; Cypriniformes; Danionidae. The transcript is spliced from 21 exons. The record is from RefSeq and is a predicted model, not a curated record. Gene Ontology annotation, biological process: signal transduction.
AGCAUGCCGUGCCUGCAUACAGAGUCCCUGCCCUCUUUGCAAACUGAAAGCAGGUAUGGAGUUGCCUCUUCACGCAGGGGGUCUCAAGGGUCCAGGUCUAAAUCAGGGAAAAAAGUGAAAAGUGGAGAGAAAUCUACACGUGUGGAGAGGAAUGAGAUUGAGAAAGAGCAGGGUGCCAUCACCAGUGCUGCAUGGUUCUUCACGCCGCUCUGGGUCCCAGGAGCCAAAACCCAGAGGCUUGGAUUCAGGAUGGGAAAGGAAAGUGAGAAAGUGAAGGCAUGGCUGGAUGAUUAUUCAGAUUCUGCCAGAUCUUACUUCAGCAGAUCCUCUAGAAACUGGAUGAAUGGCUGUGCAGAAAGAGCCCAAGCUGCCCAAACCCUCAUCACAGAACCAAGGUCUAAGAUGACAGUUCUUGGCCGCCGGAGAGUGUCACACCCUAUGUGUGGUCCAUCUCGAGCUCUCAUCUACCCUGCCACAAUGCAAAGACCACGAUCCUGCCUCUCCGUCCAUCAGACUGAUCAUCCUGAUAGUUUGGACCAGAGCGGAGGUCAUUUUCCUCGAUCAUUACAGCCUAUACACUUUAUGUUUUCACCCUGUCGGUCAAGAUCAAGGUGUUCAAGUUUUCUGGGCUACUCAAGACCUGCAGGACAGUGUAGAAGAGGCGAGUCCUGUACCUUCAUGAUGCAGCUCUUCAGUGGUCUGAUUGGAGCUCUACAGGACAAAAACCUGGAUCUUCAGGUCCUGCAGCACCUCUGUGAAGUCACUGAGGCUCAACGCUUCUGUCUCUCAAUGACAAUGGUAGACAAAAUUGGUGAAAAGUGUUUGGGUCCCGUCCUUCAAUCAGAUGUGGACUCUAUUCACAGCAACGCACAGACCAAAUGGGACAAGUCCAUUAUGGAAUACGUAGUCAGGACUGGGAGACCUCUUAACAUCAGGGAUGCCCAUGAGGACCCAAGAUUUCAGGUUGAAAUUUAUGAGGCAGAAGAAGACAGACCCAAGAGUGUUCUCAGUGUGCCCGUCUUGAACCACAAGAAGGAGGUUAUUGGUGUUGUCAUGGCUGUGAACAAAACCAGAACAUGCGCAAGCAGCUUUUUCUCUCAGCAAGAUGAAAAAGUGCUGUCAUCACACAUGAUGCUGUUCGGACUGAUCCUGGAAAACCAUCAGCUGUGUGAGAGUUCUGAACAAGAGAACAAACGCAACCAGGUGCUGUUGGAGCUGGCUCAGCUGGUGUCACAUGACUAUCCAUCUGUGGACGCCAUGCUCGGCGAACUGGCUGCCGUUAUUCUACCAGUUACAAAAGCACAAUUCUGUACUGUUUUCAUCUCAGAUGACAGCUCCACGAGGCUUUUCUCAAGGAUGGUCCAUAUAGAGUAUGAAGAAAUCGAAUGUUCUGUUCAUUGUUCCACAAGGGAUUUUGAAACUGAUGACGUCAGCUACAUGUAUGCAAUGCAUGUGCAAAACUCAAUGGAGCCACUCAAUAUUGUCAACCGGCCUGCUCAGAUUUCCAUGGUCUCUCCGAUUAGAAGUUUGAUUGGUGCUCCUCUGAGAGGCAAACAGAGCAGUAACGUCAUAGGUGUGUGUCAACUGGUCAAUAAAAGAAUGGCUAACACUGAGAGUGAAGCUUUUAGCCGAGCCGAUGAGCAUCUCCUACAAGACUUUGCAGUAUACUGUGCCCUUGGAUUGCAAAAAUUCAACACCCAGCAGACGGCAAAUAAAACCAAAGCCAGGCUGGCUGUGACUAAAGAGGUCUUAUCUUAUCAAAUCUCUGCUUCACAAGAAGAGAUUAAUGAAUUAGAGGAGGCCACCAUCCCAUCAGCAGAUACCCUCUCUCUGCUUGAUUUUGGCUUCAGUGAUUUUGAUAUGUCGCAGAAUGCCAUGACUCAGGCUGUCGUGCGCAUGUUUCUGGAUCUCAAUUUGCCACAGGAAUUUAACAUCAAUUACAAGGCUUUGUGUCAGUGGGUUCUGAGUGUGCAGAAGUGCUACAGGAGCAAUGUGGUCUAUCAUAACUGGAGUCAUGCACUGCGCACCGCUCAGUGUAUGUUUGCAAUGCUGCAGACAAAGGAACUAAAGAGCAAUUUUAGCAGUCUGGAGGUUCUUGCGCUCAUGAUUGCCAGUCUGAGUCAUGAUCUUGACCACAGAGGUGUGAAUAACUCCUACAUUCAGAGGAGCAACCAGCCUCUGGCACAACUGUAUGGUCAAUCCUCCCUGGAGCACCAUCAUUAUGACAUGUGCCUUCUAAUUCUUAACAACCAAGGCAGUCAGAUUCUCAGUUCACUCUCAAUGAACGAAUACAUGGCCUGUUUGCAGAUGAUUGAGAAGAACAUUCUGGCAACAGACCUUGCCAUUUUUUUUGAGAAGAGAACUAAAUUCUUCAAACUUGCUGAGAAUAACAGCUGUCUGUGGAAGGAUGAAGGACACAGAGAACUGCUAAGGUCAAUGCUAAUGACAGCGAGUGACAUAUGUGCAAUAACCAAACCAUGGCCAGUUCAGAAGCGGAUCGCUGAGCUUGUAGCAACUGAAUUUUAUGCACAAGGAGACCGAGAGAAGUGUGAACUCAACAUUCAGCCUAUUGAUGUGAUGGACCGUGAAAAUGCGUCUCGUUUACCUCAGAUGCAGGUUGAUUAUAUCGACGGGAUUUGCUCACCGCUCUAUGAGGCCUUGGCUUUCAUUUGCGAGUCCUGCUCUCCUCUGAAAGAAGGUUGUAGCAAAAACAGAAAACACUGGCAAGAAAUGGUGGACGAUAAAAAGGAAGAUAAAUUUAAAGAGCAAGAAAAUUAGAAAUAUAAGCGAUUUAAAGCUGAAAUCCAUCAAGAAGGGAACCGGGACUCAAAGUUGUGUCUGAUAUUCAGAUUUUAGUAAUCAUUUCUCAUUUGCUAAGAUUAAAAUUAGUGCGACUGUAUAAUACAUAACCUUGCAUUAUUGGGAAACCAUUAUAAACACUGGUGUCAUACUCAUCUAUUCUUGAUCUUUACAUUUUUCAACAUUACACAAAGUUGACUGGCUUUGUCAUAC